Trichoderma harzianum CBS 226.95 is the source of this 963-nucleotide messenger RNA. RefSeq lists its product as hypothetical. The record is from RefSeq and is a predicted model, not a curated record. Bases 1 to 963 code for a protein of 320 amino acids. The transcript has 3 exons. Lineage: Eukaryota; Fungi; Ascomycota; Sordariomycetes; Hypocreales; Hypocreaceae.
AUGCGCUUAUUUCCCUGGAUAAGGAAGAUAACUAGACCUAGGCUUAAUCCGGGCUAUAGAAGAAUAGAAUGGACUUGCGACUGUGGCGUGGACUUGUAUGGUGACUUUCUCGAAACCAAGACGUCUGAUCUAGAUGACCUGAAAUCGUCAUUAGACACGUCUGCUGAUGAGAGAUCUACAAAUAGCACGAGUGAUUCGGAGCAGUCUCAGACCAAUCCGCAUCACAUGACCUCAAGAUCGUCAAGUUCGAGCAGGACAACAUCAAGCAGGGCAAAUUCGACCAGGACAUCUUUGUCAACUGACAGCACUGACGCAUCUAGUGUCGAUGCAAUCCCUCCCAAGUUCCUCGCCCUCUGUGUCAAUACUGGGGGUAUGUACAAGACACUAGCCGAAUUAGACAUGUCACGUAUAAACUCGGACGGAGAGGCCUUUUCGCAGAUGAAGAAGGCCUAUCUCCAGUACCGGGGCGUACGCUCCCGCCUGCAUUUCCUAGUGAAGCCGGUAACCGUCGAGUUUGUCCGCUUCACACUCUGGAAUUUACGCCACGGCUACGUCUCUGUGUGUGACAGGCCCAAUUCAAUGCCGCCCAACACCUGCAUCGACUACGAGUUCAUCCCGCCGCCAAUGCCGCCCGAAGUCUUCGUGCACUACCUCGAGCACGGCGACGGCGACCUUAGCCCGAACCGGUAUACCUGGCUGCCACGGCUCCCGAAGAGGCGGAACCACAAGGUCGUAGACUGUGGAGAAGCAACAGACGGUUGGGGCAUCCACGUCAUUGAAGGCCCGAAUCGUGCGGCUGUAUUUUGGAUCGUUAUGGUUACCAUCUCGAUUAGUAUAAUAGCGAGUGUUUUGUGGAGCACGUUAAAGGGCGAUAUCCAGGGCGGUAUGGGGCUCGGGGCUCUUAUUGUUGCUUUGCCGCCUGUUAUUAUGGCUGCUUUUCUUUUUCGGCUAGGAGCAACUUGA